GAUGACGUUAUGAUCGCUAAGAUGCACAAAUCAGAUAUCGCCCAGGAAUAAAUCAUAAAGUAUUCUGAUAAUAGUUGCAACUGUAACGUUUAGCAUUUGUUUGUAAAUAAAUAAAAAAUUUACUUUGGCCAUGCCUUUGCUCUCGUGUAGAGUUCCACUAUUAAAAUGUUAUUUAAGACUUUCAUUUCCUCACAUUUCAACGAGAAACAGUUGCAAUGAUCUUCUUUCUGGCUUAGUAAGAAGAGGAUUAGUGAAGCAAAUUUUCCCAACCAAUAGCAUAGCUGAUAUUCCAGGCUCUUAUAGUGCUUAUGCUGGAUUUGAUGCUACAUCUGACAGUUUACACAUUGGUAAUCUCCUAGUUAUAGUUUCUCUUCUCCAUUGGCAAAGAGCUGGUCACAAAACUAUCUUAGUAAUCGGGGAUGCAACUGCAGAAAUUGGUGAUCCUAGUGAACACAAAGAAGACAGGAAAAUACUCUCCAAAGAUGUAAUUAAGGCCAACUGUGAUGCAAUUGAGAGUAAUGUUCUAAAGAUAUUUGAUAAUCAUGAAAGAUAUUUAUAUCCAAGGGCUAAAAGGAAAACUAAAUUAGGAGAGUUGAUUUUAUUUAGAAACAGUGAGUGGUAUGGUAACAAAAGCGUUGUAGACUUUUUUACUCAAGCUGGAAGGCAGAUUAGAGUUGGAGAUAUGCUGUCAAGAACAAGUGUGAAAUCUAGAAUGGAAAGUAAAGCGGGUAUAAAUUUUACUGAGUUUAGCUACCAAGUUUUUCAGUCAUAUGAUUGGCUACAUUUGUUUCAAGAGCAUAAUUGUAAAUAUCAAUUUGGUGGCAAUGAUCAGUUAGGAAACAUUACUUCUGGAUACAAUCUCAUAUCUGGUUGUCAUUAUCAACAAGUGUAUGGAGCAUUGCUGCCACUUAUCCAAUCUGAGACUGGCGACAAAUUUGGAAAAAGUGCAGGGAAUGCUGUUUGUUUAUCAUCUCAUCGCACUUCUCCUUUUGACUUCUAUCAGUUUUUUAUGAGGCUUCCCGAUACGGAAAUAAAUUACUAUCUAAAGCUGUUCACUUUUCUAGAGUUAGAAGAAAUUGAAAAUAUUUAUCAGAAACAUAUUAAUCAUCCUGAUUCUCAGAGUGCACAGAAACGUUUGGCUGAAGAAGCGACAUUGCUUGUACAUGGAGGAGAAGGCCUUGAGUUUGCCAAAAAUGCUACAAAUAUAUUAUUUCAUUCUGAUAUAACUGCCUUAUGUCAAUUAAAAGCCGAAGAAGUUAACCAAGUUUUUCCCCAAUCUUCAGUGUCUAAAAUUCUCUUUGAGCCUGGUACUACUAUAUAUGAUUUAACAAUGAAAAUUGGCUGUUUUUUAAAGAAAGAGGAUGCAAAUCGAAUAAUCAAGGGUGGAGGAGUAUAUCUGAAUUUUGAAAGAGUUACUUCUCCUGAUUAUAUAAUAGUUCCAGAUUUGCACAUUCUGUCGAAUGGAAUAUCUUUAAUAAGAAUAGGAAAGAAGAAUUAUUAUGUUGUAUGCUGGAAAUAGGUAUGCCUAUGGAAUUACAAAUGGAAGUUGUUUGUAUGUAUUAAGUUAUUGAAUAAUAAAUUUAAAUACAACUAA
Molecule: messenger RNA, 1594 nt
Organism: Parasteatoda tepidariorum (common house spider)
Lineage: Eukaryota; Metazoa; Arthropoda; Arachnida; Araneae; Theridiidae
Gene: TyrRS-m
Product: Tyrosine--tRNA ligase, mitochondrial
Biological process (GO): tyrosyl-tRNA aminoacylation
Cellular component (GO): cytosol; mitochondrion
Molecular function (GO): tyrosine-tRNA ligase activity; RNA binding; ATP binding
Source: RefSeq, a predicted model, not a curated record